AUGCCCCCCGGCAGCCGGCGGCUCGCCUGGAUCCUCGCGGCAGCCGCCGGCGCGCGGUCGCAGCCGGCACUGGCACCCGAGGUGCGGCCGUCGCUUGUCCUGUGGCUCUCGCCGGCGAGCGUCGAGGCUGCGCGCGCGUCGCGCGCCGUCGCGCGCUGGCGCGACGAGAGCGGCGGCGGGUAUGUGUUCGCGCCACUGACGGCGGCGCAGCAGCAAGCCGCCGGUCUCCGGUGGCGGACGGCGGUCGAGCGGCAGCGCGCGGCGCUCCCACCCGACGACGCGCCGCCGGCGCGCGCCGCCGGCGUGUUCGCCGCGUCGGCGGCGCCCGGCGGCGGCGUGCGCUUCCCGGCGCCGCUCGUCGCCUCCGCGCUGCAGCUCCGCGACGGCGUUACGUGCUUUUUCGUCCUGACUCCGGCGUGGCUUCGCGACGGUGACCGGGCCGUCGGCCAGCGCUUCUUCGGCCACUACCCGCUCGGCCAGUUCCGCUUCCACGACCGGCGCGUCGCCUUCCGUACCGCGGCAGGCGACGUGCGCCACUCCAAGGUGCUCGAGAGCGGCACCAAACUUGUUGCGGCGUACCGCCUCGACGGUCGCGUCGAAAUGGCCGUCGACGGAGCGCCGUUCGAGGCCGGCGCGAAGCCGCGCGCCGGCGCGUCGCCGGCGCCGGUCUUUAGCGCGUCGGGCUACGUCACGCUCGGCGGCUGCCCGCCGCACGACGCCUUCCUGGGCGACGUCCACGAGGUCAUGGUCUUCGGGACCGUCCUCGCCGACGCGGCCGCGCGCCACGUCGCGGAGGUCCUCGCGACCAAGCACGGCGUGGCGAUAGGGGCGCUGCCGCCGACGGCGUCUCGAUUCGGUCUGCCGACGUCUCACGCGACCGGCGCGGCCGCGGCGCCGAGCCCGCCGGCGGCGCGGGGGCCGCCGCCGCUCGCCGACUUCCUCGAGGCGCGCGUCGCCGGCGAGUGGGAGGCGGAUCCAGACGUCCAGAGGGCGCGUCCGGUCCGCGCGCGCCAGAGACCGACCGCGCGCGACCGCGUGGCAAGCUACGCCGCGCUCAAGGACGGUCGCGACCGCGAACGGCGCGAGGCCGACGCGAGGGCCGGCGGGCGGACCCACCGCGCCCAGCGCGGCGCGCCGAGCAGCGGCGACCCCGGACCGCCGCUACUUGCGCGCCUCCAGGAGGCGCAACAGCGGCUCAACGAGAUCCAGGGCGCCGUCGACGCGAUGCGACCCGCUCCGAAUCCGCGCGCGCCGCCGGCGGGCCGCGGGCGCCGCGACCACGGGCCACCACCGCCCGCGCCCCCGGUCGCGCCGGCUGCCGUCGAGGCCGUGCCCGAGCUGGCCGAGCCCGGCGCCGCGAGGUGCCUUGGCGGCGACGCCUUCGGCCGCGCGCCGGUCGCUCGAUGGGAGCCGCCAGAGACGGCGCGCCUCGAGCAGAUCCAGCAAUGGAAGAAACUCAAAGCCCAGUCGGACGCUGCGAUUCGUGGCUUCGCGCGGGGGGGCAAGGAGCUCCGCGCCUUUGUCUCCGACCAGGUCGACCGGCUGCGGCUCGCGCGCCACAAUCUUUUCUGCGGUCUCGCUCCCCCUGGCCGCAGGGUGGCUUAGGAUAAAUACCAAAGCAGACAAGGAGGCGGUCCCCUAAUUUGAGAAUCGAGAG
Molecule: messenger RNA, 1657 nt
Organism: Pelagomonas calceolata
Lineage: Eukaryota; Pelagophyceae; Pelagomonadales; Pelagomonadaceae
Source: the annotation of a GenBank genome assembly